Cuculus canorus (common cuckoo) is the source of this 2099-nucleotide messenger RNA. RefSeq names its product fibroin heavy chain-like. The coding region runs from base 516 to 2099 and encodes 527 amino acids. The record is from RefSeq and is a predicted model, not a curated record. NCBI's taxonomy places the organism in Eukaryota, Metazoa, Chordata, Aves, Cuculiformes, Cuculidae. The transcript has 2 exons.
CCAGUUCCCCCAGUGCUCCCAGUGCCCCCAGUUCCCAGCCUGCGCUCCCCUGGGUGCCGCGGUUGCCCGGCUGCGCCCGCGUUGCCAGCUGCGCGUGCCGGGAGCCCAGGGACCGCGGGCAUCGCAUCGGGUGUCGCAUCCGGAUCAGGUUUGGGGAUCGGGUGUCGGAUCCAGGUGCUGAGCGUCGGGAUCGGGUUUGGGGAUCAGGUUUGGGGAUCGGGUCCCAGGAUCGGGUUUGGGGAUCAGAUUCCAGGUGCAGGAUCGGGUGCUGGGAUCAGGUUCUGGGUUGGGUCCCAGGAUCGGGUGCAGGACUGGAAUCUGGGAUCAGGUGCCGGGGUCAGGUGUGGGUGCUGGGAUUGGGAUCACAUGCUGGGAUUGGGUGUCAGGAUCCGGUUCGGAGAGCAGGUGCUGGGAACAGGGAUCAGGAUCGGGUGCUGGGCUUGGGGGCUGGGACUGGGCACCGGGAUCAAGUUUGGGGACUGGGAGCUGGGAUCGGGUGCAGGAUUGGGCACGGGAUGCUCAGUUCAGGAUCAGGAUUGGGUCCCAGGAUCAGGUACUGGAUUCAAGUUCUGGGAACAGGUUCCGGGUUGGGUGCUGGGAUCAGGUGCUGGGAUCGGGAGCCAGGAUCCGGGUUGGGUGCUGGGAUCGGGUGCUGGGAUCUGGAGCCAGGAUCUGGGUUGGGUGCUGGGAUCGGGUGCUGGGAUCAGGAGUCAGGAUCCGGGUUGGGUGCUGGGAUCGGGUGCUGGGAUCGGGAGCCAGGAUCCGGGUUGGGUGCUGGGAUCGGGUGCUGGGAUCUGGAGCCAGGAUCUGGGUUGGGUGCUGGGAUCGGGUGCUGGGAUCAGGAGUCAGGAUCCGGGUUGGGUGCUGGGAUCGGGCGCUGGGAUCGGGAGCCAGGAUCCGGGUUGGGUGCUCGGUUCAGGAUCAGGAUUGGGUCCCAGGAUCAGGUACUGGAUUCAGGUUCUGGGAUCAGGUUCUGGCAGCCGGUGCAGGAUCAGGUGCCGGGAUCAGGUUCCGGAUUGCGUACCGGGACUGGGAGCCGGGAUCAGUUGUGGGUGCUGGGUUCAGGAUCAGGACCGGGUCCCGGGAUCCGGUUCAGGGAGCGGGUGCUGGGCUCCGGUGUUGGGUCACAUCCGGUGCUGGGAUCAGGAUCAGGAGCUGGGACCGGGCACCGGGAUCGAGUUUGGGGAUUGGGAGCUGGGAUCCGGUGCAGGAUUUGGGUGCUGGGAUCAGGUUUGGAUCCCGGGAUCUGGUUCAGGGACUGGAUUUGGGGAUUGGGUGCUGGGAUCAGAUUUGGGAUCAGGUUGGGAAUUGGGUGUCAGAUCCAGGGACUGGGAUUGGGGUUGGAGACCAGGACCAGGGCUGGGGAGCGGGCGCCGGGAGCGGGCGCCGGGAUCAGUGCCGGGUGCCAGGGCUGGGAUCGGGAGCCAGGAUGGGAUUUGGGGAUCGGGUCCCAGGAUCAGGUGAUGGAAUUGGGUCCCCCAGGAUCUGGCUCGGGGACUGGGUGCCAGGUUUGGGCACCGGGACUGGGAACCAGAAUCGGGAUCAGGAUCCGGCGCUGGGAUUGGGCACCAGGAUUGGGAUCAGGAUCCAGCGCUGGGAUUGGGCACCAGGAUCAGGAACGACAAUUGGGAUCAGGAUCCGGCGCUGGGAUUGGGCACCAGGAUCAGGAACCAGAAUCGGGAUCAGGAUCCGGCGCUGGGAUUGGGCACCAGGAUUGGGAACCAGAAUCGGGAUCAGGAUCCAGCGCUGGGAUUGGGCACCAGGAUUGGGAACCAGAAUCGGGAUCAGGAUCGGCGCUGGGAUUGGGCACCAGGAUCGGGAUCAGGAUCCAGCGCUGGGAUUGGGCACCAGAAUCGGGAUCAGGAUCCAGCGCUGGGAUUGGGCACCAGGAUCAGGAACCACAAUCGGGAUCAGGAUCCAGUGUUGGGAUUGGGCACCAGGAUUGGGAACCAGAAUCGGGAUCAGGAUCAGGUUUGGGGUUGAGAUCGGGUGCUGGGAUCGGGUCCUGGGAUUCAGUGCCGGGACAGGGAGCUGGGAUUGAGUGUGAGGAUCGGGAUCCAGAACCAGGAUCGGGAUCGGGUGCGGGGAUCGGGUGCUGA